AUGUCGCAGGGUACCCCAAGUACUCCUUCCGUGGUCGUAAAUGCCGCCAACAACAGACAGCAAGUCCCGCUUCGGGACUACUUGAAUGCAAGAGUGGCCCCCUUCUUAAAGAAAGCCGUCACAGAGAGCUUAGGCGUAGAAGCAGAAUUUCCCCUCCAAUGGCUGGGAGAAUGCCUCAUUCACCAAUCAACUCUAUAUGAAGGCAAUCCAGACCGAACAAAUAUUCGCGAACGGUUCCUGUACAAAUUCGAAGCCCCAAUACAUCAAGAGGAACUACCUACAGCACCUGCACACUCAGAACCUCCUGAAGUGCAACAACACGAGCCUGAGCGUCCUGAGAUUGCGAUGCAUGAGUCCGCCGAGUCUACUUUGGAGCCUCCUAUAGCCUCCGAAGCUUCUGCACCACAGGCGCCUUCUCCACAAGAUACAACAGUCACCAAUGGCGUGAAAGUCGAGGAGAAGGACGAGAAGGACGAGAAGGACUUGACAAAAGAUGCCGAUACAGAGAUGGGAGGCACAUCAUGA
Messenger RNA from Capronia epimyces CBS 606.96, 525 nucleotides. RefSeq lists its product as uncharacterized. Bases 1 to 525 code for a protein of 174 amino acids. The record is from RefSeq and is a predicted model, not a curated record. Lineage: Eukaryota; Fungi; Ascomycota; Eurotiomycetes; Chaetothyriales; Herpotrichiellaceae. The transcript has 2 exons.